Molecule: messenger RNA, 1279 nt
Organism: Paramecium pentaurelia
Lineage: Eukaryota; Ciliophora; Oligohymenophorea; Peniculida; Parameciidae
Source: the annotation of a GenBank genome assembly
AUGCUAAGACUUGAUUAGCAACAAUAAGUUACAUUCUAACCUACUCCAGAAUAAUUGUAUCAUCAAGAAUUCGAAUAACCACAUGAAACUGCUAUGUACAUGUCUUUAAGUACACUAUUUAUUUAUAUAAGAUUAUCAUAAAACUCAUUAAUAAAUAUACUCUUAAGCAUCUUAUUAACAUUCAAAAUUAUUCGAUUUAAGAAAAAAAUACCUUAAAAAUAGAGAAGAUACUUAAAGACGAUCAGUAUCUCAUCAUAGUAGGAUUCCUCCUAAUCGUUCGCCUUUAAAGACUCAACAGACAUAAAAAUAAUUUUCACCAAAACAAGAAAAUAGUUUAGUCUAAUAAAAAAAGAAGACUAUUCCUGUUUCUAAAAAUUUAAACAGCAAUUUAAGAAUUAUUCUUAAAACAAAUUAUGCUUAAUAACAUAUUUAUGAAGAAAAUCCUUAAAAUGAAAAUAUUAGAAAAGAGUAUUCUUAAAUUGUUGAAAUUCCUACAGAAUAUUAAUCAAUAAAUAGUUAUACCUUUAUAAAAACAUUAGGAAUUGGUGCAACUGCUGAAGUAAAAAUGGCUAGACAUAAAGAAUUAGAGAUUGACGUUGCAAUUAAAAUUUAUGAUAAAAAGAAAAUGAAUAAUAUGCAUUUAAAAAAUCUAGAAAGAGAAGUUGAAAUCUUAAAUUAACUCAAACAUCCUAACAUAAUUAACUUAUAUCAUAUGUAUGAAAACGAUAAAUCAAUAUAUUUAAUUAUGGAAUAUUCAUCUCCCACAAAUUUAGAAAUGUUUAUGAAAGGAAGGCCAUUCAAAAGAAUUAAUGAAGAGGAAGCCAAAAUAUUAUUUCGCUAAAUUUCAAAUGCCGUUUCUUACAUGCAUGAACAAGAUAUAUGUCAUAGAGAUCUUAAAUUUGAAAAUCUCUUAAUAGAUUAUAAUACUAGAAAAAUUAAACUAAUAGAUUUUGGAUAUUCUAUCAAAAUUAAUGGGAAACAAACUUGUUCAUGUGGUACUCCAUAAUAUAUGGCUCCUGAAUUAGUAAAAAAAGGAUCAUAUGAUUAAUCUGUUGAUAUAUGGGCAUGUGGAAUUAUCCUUUAUAAAAUGGUAACAGGUGUAUUCCCGUUUAGAGGAAAUUCAGAGAAAGAUUUAUCAAAGAAAAUUUGUUUAGGAAAAAUAGAAUAUCCAACAUUCGUUUCAGUUUAAGCUAAAUAAUUAAUAUCAUCUAUGUUAAAAGUAGAUACUAAAGAUAGAAUAACUAUGCAAGAAGUAUAAUAAAGUUAAUGGUUGUAAUGA